Molecule: messenger RNA, 4699 nt
Organism: Xyrauchen texanus (razorback sucker)
Lineage: Eukaryota; Metazoa; Chordata; Actinopteri; Cypriniformes; Catostomidae
Product: EMILIN-1-like
Exons: 8
Coding region: 313-3387 (1024 amino acids)
Molecular function (GO): protein binding
Source: RefSeq, a predicted model, not a curated record
UAGUUUUCACAUUAUGACUGCGUAGACGAUGAACAAAAAAACUAAAAAGAAAACCGGACACCUCUCAUUAGUGUUUGACUGCGGUUCGUGUGCCAUGGGAAUACUGACGGGAGCAUCUUUAGAGACUAAUGGACAUUGAGCAAAAUGAUGGCUAAAUUAGUGCUAAAUAUUGACGCAUGGAAAGUUAGUGGCUUUUUUUGGACUUUGCGUAAAAGCGCAAUUUCGAAUGCGAAGUUGUUUUGAGUUUUACUUCAAACUUUUUUUACUUUUUUUUUAACUCUAGUUUUAAAUAAUUGGUUUUACUUUUAAAUCAUGGCACUAUACUAUGCUCUUAUAUUUACUCUAUCGACAAUAUGUUUUCCUGGAAAUAUUUCUGGAGCAGGAUCUUAUGCACGAUACACUCAACAUGUGGAUCAAAGUCAGUCUUUACCAGCUGGAUCUAAGGUGACCAGUAGACAUAGGAACUGGUGUGCCUAUGUAGUGACGCGGACUGUAAGCUGUGUAAUGGAAGAUGGCGUAGAAACCUAUGUGAAACCUGAAUACCAGCGCUGUGCUUGGGGCCAAUGUUCUCAUGUGGUUUUGUAUCGGACUUACAGAAAACCAAGGUACAAGGUUGCCUAUAAAAUGGUGACAGAGUUGGAAUGGAAGUGCUGUCAUGGCUAUUCAGGAGAAGAUUGCAGUGACGGUCCUGGUGGUUCCUCUGUCACACAGGUCAACACAGGGAGAGGUGACAGUGACAAAAUUAGACAACUUGAGGAACAGGUUCAGAGCUUGAAUAAAGACCUUCACAACCUCCAGUCUACUUUACACAUUAUGAAUAAGAAAAUACAUGAUGAGUCCCGAAAGGAAGGCGUUAGUGGUGGAAACAAUCUGGCUGAUGCUGCCCAGCCAGAAAUGAGGGAGACCAUCCACAGCAUUCAAACCAAACUGGAUAUGCUGGACAACAUGACACAAGUCCAUGACAAGACCCUCAUCACCAUCAACAACCACCUUGUGGGUGGUAAUGGUAUUGGAAACGAGCUAGAUGGUCGCUAUGACACCUUGAAAGAGGAGAUUCUCAGGGAACUGGAACGGAGGGUGACGCUGUCCUGCUCAGCAUGCCAAACUGGAGUUGACGGCAUACAGAGACAACAGCAAGAAGACAGAGAGAGGAUCAGAGCUCUGGAGAAGCACAUCAGUGUGAUGGAACAGCACCACCGACAAUCUGUAGAGAUGCUUGAGAGGGAACUAUCACGUUCUCAGAGUUGCUGUGAUUUACUGACUGAUCUAAACAGGAGGGUUGGUGCCAUGGACAGAAAGGUGAGUUCCACUGCAGAAGCAUAUGAUAUUAUUAGAGGACGUCUUGAGAAAGAGUUAAGAGAAACAGGUGGAAAUGGAGGCCGAGGAAAAGCAUUCGAUGAAAAGAUGAAUGGUCGUCUUAAAGACCUGGAGAGAAGACUGAAUGGGACUGUUAGAAAAACAGAGCAAAAAUGCUCCCAUACUGAGACAAGUAUGAAGGAGUUUGUCCAGCGAGAGAUCAAUCAGAUCAAGAACUCUGUUCUCAAUCAAAAUAAUGAUCACAGUCAUAGAAUAUCUACUAUAGAGAGAGAUGUCCAAGUCUUGAGGGAUUCUGUCAAUGAUCACAAAAAUAAUCUUGAAAGGUUGGGAAACAAAACAUCCGAUCUCGACAGCAGGCUUAAAUCGACGAUUUAUUUGUGCACUGAGACAUGCAGUCCAAAAGGGAGUGAGACAGAAGAUACAGUGAAAAGUCUGGAAUGGAAAGUCAUUGCCAAUGAAAAGGACAUUAAGACAUUUGAAACAAAGCUGAAGGACUUAAGUGUGUCUGGUGACUCCUUAAUGAACCGUAUUUUAGAUCUAAGCCAUGAUGUCGAAAAAAUAAAGGAUUUUACAGGGGACAAUGGAGAGCACAUAAACAAAAUUAUCAAAGAUGUGGAGAAUCUGGGACGUGAUUGCAAUGUUUGCAGUUCAAUAGAUGGUGAACUUCAUAAGAUAAGAAACAUAACUAGCAAUGUUUUUAACACAUUCCAGGGAGAAAUUACUGACUUGCGCAUUAAAGUAGACUCUGAUGAAUAUGCUUGCUCGCAGGUAUGCUCAAAUCUGCAGGAGGAAGUGGGUAAACUCAAAGAAGAAGUUGAGAAAUGCACAGAGCAAUGCAAGAGUAGCAUGAUCGACCAUCAGAGUAAAAUAGAUGAUCAAAAUACAAUAACUUACAAACUUGGCAAAGACCUCAAAUCCAUUCAGGGUGAACUCACAAGGACAAUCCAAACAUUCAACUCCAUCAAUGACACUGUGAAAAGUCUUAGUAACACCAUAAAUAGGCACAACAACACUAUUUAUGAUCUUGGAACGUCUAAGGACAAAAUUAACUCUGAGUUAGAUCAGAUCCAAGAGGAUUUGAACAAGCACAUAGAAGACAGUAAAGAGCGCUUUGAUGAUAUUGGGCAUGAUAUCAGUAGCUUUAACAGCAACGUGAUGAACGAAAUAGGUGAAUGCAAGCAUUCUCGAGAUGGGCUUGAGAAGAGGCUCUUGAAAAUGGAGGGUGUCUGCAGCAGACUGGAUUCAUUGUCAGAGAACCUUCAGAGGAUCAAAGAGGGCUUGAGCAAGCACGUAUCUGGACUUUGGACAUGUGUCAGUGGGCUAAACUCCACAGUGAUCUCUCAUGGUGAAGCUAUCAACAGCAUUCAGAACAUUCACAUAGAGAACAUUCAUGGCAUGAUGAACAACCUCAACUCUUCAAUACUACAUGUUCUCAAGGAGUUCCAGACCUUCACUGAACAGGACUUUACUGGACCUCCUGGACCACCUGGUUCAAAAGGAGAGAUAGGAUCCAAGGGGCCACCAGGGCCAAGAGGACCUCCAGGCCGUGAAGGAACACAAGGGAAAGUAGGGCCAAUCGGACCCCCAGGCCUCAUAGGUGAACAAGGACCUCCUGGAGAUGAUGCCAAUGUCCCAAGACUAUCUUUCUCAGCAGCACUUACACGACCACAAGAUAAUGCAGGCACUAUUUUCUUCAACAAGGUCAUGGUCAAUGAAGGAAAUGUAUACAACCCUGAUACAGGUAUGUUCACUGCACCAGUAAAUGGGCGAUACUUUUUCAGUGCCGUCCUGACCGGUCACAAGAAUGUAAAGAUUGAGGCAGUCCUGUCUAAAUCCAAUUAUGGUAUUGCUCGUGGAGAUUCAGCUGGCUAUCAGCCUGAGGGUCUAGAGAAACCCAUGGCCGAAGCAAAACACACUCCAGGUUCCUUGGUCCUCUUCAAUAUCAUACUCCCUAUGCAGGAGGGAGAUACUGUGUGCAUUGACCUAGUCACAGGUAAACUUGCCCACUCUGUGGAGCCCCUUACAAUCUUCAGUGGAAUGUUACUCUAUGAGGACACAGACAUAUUAUAAGAACCAUCGAAGGAGAUGUCAGGUGUAAAAAGUAGUAUGUGGACAACUGGUGAAAAUCCUAUUCAGAGACUUUUUUUAUGAGCAAUUUUACAUAUAUUUUCGGUUAUCAGAACAAUGGACUGAGAUUUUUUUUAUAUAUGGUUACAUUUUGUACGUUUAUUCUUGUCAUGAAGGACAGAUCAUAUUCAUUUAUAUGAAGAGCACAAAUGCAAUUUAUUUUUGUUAACGGCACCACACCGAUAAGUACAUUAUUCCCCUCUCACCUUGAGGCAUUCACCACUAUGCUUGGACACUACAAUACACCUUAAGAAAAUACUUCAAAAGAAGAGAGAGUCAGUUGGCAAACGUAGAUCUGUUAUGAUACUGUGGUGUGGUUUCAUUUUAAAAUUAGUUGAGUUUACAUUCUCAAAGUCUCCAUUCAGGGGUUUUUUCUCCUUGAGAUGAAUGCCAUAAAUAUCACACAUGAUCUUUUCUAUUAUUCCCCAUUUCCUCUCAGUGUUAUUCUUUCAUAUUUGUGGCACAUUUUUUUCACUUACAGUAACCUCCAAAUUUGGAAAAGUAUGUAUAAAUGGACAAGCACAAAUAAAGCAGGCUAUGCUGUAAAGGAACAGUUUUAGACGUUCCAGAGGCUAUAGGUCAGGAAGCCUCUCUAACCCAUGCUUUUGUGACUAUUCCAAAGAAAACCAUCAAAGUUGUUUAAGCUAGAUGCAAAAUGAUUCCAUUCUGGCAAGCUUUUUGUCUUUGGAUUUUUAUUUUCUCCCUUCUCACUGCAGAUUUUUUUCUAAAUGGACUAAUUUUAACAGCUCAAAACCUGUAUCUUUGCCAGAAAUGCAUUUGUGUGACCUGAGCUGUCUUUGUCGUCUAUGCCUGUUUGAUGUUUUCUUUAAUACAAGGGAUUAAAAAGGACUUUGCAUUGAAGAGUGUAGCACUGUGAGACCAAACACUGGCCAUUCAGUCCAUUUCAAACUUCAAAAGAGAGGAAUUCAUUAAAAUGUCUUGAUAAAUAUUACUUCACAAUGUUUCAUUUUGCAGUAAACCAGCUAAUUUGCAUGAUUUGGAAUUGGGACCAGAUUAUAUCAGCUGGUCAUUCAUAACCUGAACCGCACAUUCACAAGCGAUAGUUUCAUGCCCUCCUUACCUCUCAUCACUAGUAUUACUAUGCAGUAUUAUAAUACAGCAAAUAAACUAUUUGACUAUUACACAAUCCAAAAGUCCUCAUAAUUGUUUCAGCCCAUACUUUUUUAAUGAUCACUAAUUUACUGAAAGUACUCAGAGCAUUGACUAUACAAUAUCAUUGCAAUGCUGUUUUUUA